This is a messenger RNA of Myxocyprinus asiaticus (Chinese sucker), 1660 nucleotides long. Its product is annotated as akirin-2-like. The transcript is spliced from 5 exons. NCBI's taxonomy places the organism in Eukaryota, Metazoa, Chordata, Actinopteri, Cypriniformes, Catostomidae. Gene Ontology annotation, biological process: positive regulation of innate immune response; positive regulation of transcription by RNA polymerase II. Gene Ontology annotation, cellular component: chromatin; nucleus. The record is from RefSeq and is a predicted model, not a curated record. The coding region runs from base 316 to 867 and encodes 183 amino acids. Gene Ontology annotation, molecular function: transcription coregulator activity.
ACAAAUGUUUUGUUAGCCGGCUAGCGCUCACUGGCGGAAAUCAGGCAGUGUCGAACGCGAUCUCAGCACAAUCCGAAAUCAUCGGUGCUUCUGUAAAGACCAUCGACGCCCCAACUGCAUUCUUACUGCUUUGAAGUGUUUAUUUUUUUCUAGCCAAUGUUUUGUUUGGAAGGUUGUGGCAGGAUUUGAUUAAUUACGAAGCGAUUGAGUCGUGUUCCCUUGAGAUCAGAGCAGGACUGUCGUUGUCUCUGUGUGUGUACGCGCGGAUUAUUUCCUUUCGCUUUAUCCUAUUAACAGUCAUAAUAUCUAGUUAAAAUGGCUUGUGGGGCCACUCUUAAAAGGACUAUGGAUUUUGAUCCUUUGAUGAACCAAGCGUCUCCAAAGAGGAGGAGAUGUGCUCCCAUGUCCCCGUCCUCCUCCAGCGCCUCCCCGCAGAAGUACCUGCGCAUGGAGCCUUCGCCCUUCGGUAGAGUGUCUUCAGCCCUCACCACAGAACAAAUCUUGAGCAACAUCAAGCAGGAGUACAAGCGCAUGCAGAAGAGAAGACAUCUAGAGAACAGCUUCCAGCAGACAGACGCCUGCUGCCCCAUCGACUCGCAGCCGCACACCUCCAUCAGCAGCACCGUCACACUGCCAGGUGCCUCUGGAUCGGUGUCACCCUCCAGACGGGAGCAGCCGUUAUUCACGCUGAAGCAGGUGGGGAUGAUCUGCGAGCGUCUGCUGAAGGAGCGUGAGGAGAAGAUUCGGGAAGAGUACGAUGAGAUCUUGACAACCAAACUCGCAGAACAAUAUGAUGCAUUUGUGAAGUUCACCCAUGACCAAUUGAUGAGGCGUUUCGGGGAGCAGCCUGCCAGCUAUGUGUCCUGAGGGAGCCGUGCCGCGUCCUGUUCUUCUGUGGUUGCUGCCGUUCUCCAGUGGAUCUCUCUGCCUGUGUGACCUCUUGACACUCAGAAUUGGUCCAGCUGGCUUUCCCGCAGUGCCAAUCACAUCCUUUUCCCCACUGGGCACAGAGUAUGUGUCAGGCUUCUGUCUGUGCGUAUCUCUCUCUCUCUCUCUCUCUCUCUCUCUCUCUCUCUCUCUCUCUCUCUCUCUCUCUCUCUCUCUCUCUCUCUCUCUCUCUCUCUCUCUCUCUCUCUCUCUCUCUCUCUCUCUCUCUCUCUCUCUCUCUCUCUCUCUCUCGCAGCCGAGUGCUUCCUGCCAUCAAUGACCAUAUAUGGACCUCUGCAAACUAUUAUUCAAAUCAGUGGCUCUUGUGUCUCUCUUAUUGAACCCUGGAUAUUUAUUAGGCUUUAACGAUGCCUUUUAUACAGUCACCUGUCAUUUCAUCCUAGAGUUUUGUUUUUCUUAAAUUUUGAUGUUUAAUUUCAUGAAAUGCCUUCAUUCACAGCAAAUGAUGUUGAUUGCCAUGAUAAAUGUGUGAUGUUGAGAAAUGGGCGUAUCUUUGAGACUGCUGUUUAUAGCUUUGUGUAAAUACAUCCUGGCAUUCACUUGAAGUUUUCAUGUACAAAUCAUAUACAGCAUUUAUUCUGAUUGGAGUCUCUGUUCAUGGUUUGUAUUUAUUUUGGUUUAUUUUUUUCCCCUUUUGCAUUAUAGUUUUACUGCUCCUGUAGUUUAAAUGACUUUCUGUUGGGAAAAGUAUACCAAUAAACUGUUUACAUAA